AUGUAAAAUUCUUUAAUUAGAUUUUAGAAUAAACCUUCAAAGCAAUUUCCCUUAGAUAAUAAAGUUUGGAAAUUACAAUAUAAUGCGUCCAUCAAAGAUGAACCUCUUAUAACUGAAGAGUCAGAAUACAAUUUUUAAAAUGAGAUUAAAAGAGUCUUUAAGUAGAUUUUAUAUUUUUAUUUAAAAGUGAUACUAGAUGUUAACAAUACACCUGUAGCAUGAUAAUUAAUAACUAUACUGUUCAUUCUGUUUCAUAGGCAUCGGACCGUUAAAUCGAUUCAGACCUUGUAAUUUCAUAAUAUAUAUUUUAGUAUUUAGAAUAAGGAAACAACUAAUUCAAUUAAUAUCAAUUCAAACCAAUUUUCUAAUGA
Messenger RNA from Paramecium sonneborni, 371 nucleotides. NCBI's taxonomy places the organism in Eukaryota, Ciliophora, Oligohymenophorea, Peniculida, Parameciidae. The record is from the annotation of a GenBank genome assembly.